AUGAAGAAGAUAUUUUUGAUUGAUUGUCCAGGUAUUGUUCCUCCAUCGCUGAAAGAUACUGAAUCUGAUAUUUUAUUUAGAGGUGUUGUCAGAGUUGAGCAUGUUUCGAAUCCCGAGCAAUAUAUUCCAGACAUGUUGACUAAGUGUGAACGUAAGCACUUAGAGAGGACGUAUGAAAUUAAGGGAUGGGCUAAUUUUGAAGAAAAUCCAGAAUUGUUAGAAACUGCUAGUACUCAAUUUAUAGAAUUAAUUGCAAGAAAGGGUGGUAGAUUAUUGAAGGGUGGUGAGCCAGACGAAAGUGGUGUUUCGAAGCAAGUGUUAAAUGAUUUCAACAGAGGUAAGAUUCCGUGGUUUGUACCUCCUCCAAAAGACGAAGAAGAAAAAAGUGGUGAAGAUAAAAAAGCAUCUUAUAAGAGAAAAAGGGCUGAAAGAGAAGAGAAGAAAGAAGCCAAGAAGCAUAAAGCUGAAGCAACCGAAGCAGGAACCGAAGCAACCGCGACUGAUGAUGGUCAAUGGGAAGGAAUUAAAGAUUAA
This is a messenger RNA of Debaryomyces tyrocola, 534 nucleotides long. NCBI's taxonomy places the organism in Eukaryota, Fungi, Ascomycota, Pichiomycetes, Serinales, Debaryomycetaceae. The record is from the annotation of a GenBank genome assembly.